Molecule: messenger RNA, 772 nt
Organism: Alosa sapidissima (American shad)
Lineage: Eukaryota; Metazoa; Chordata; Actinopteri; Clupeiformes; Clupeidae
Product: 5-hydroxytryptamine receptor 3A
Exons: 6
Coding region: 116-685 (189 amino acids)
Biological process (GO): chemical synaptic transmission; nervous system process; signal transduction
Cellular component (GO): membrane; neuron projection; synapse
Molecular function (GO): neurotransmitter receptor activity; transmembrane signaling receptor activity; extracellular ligand-gated monoatomic ion channel activity
Source: RefSeq, a predicted model, not a curated record
GUCACAAGCCUACCUGGACCACAGCAGACAGUAUAAGAGGUUCACCUGAGUGGUCUGGGACUCAUACCUGACGGAGACUCACCUGAGAGGGAGACGCACAGGUGGACAGGUGACCAUGCGUCUGUGGAUGUUACUGAGUCUCACGGCUGCCAUGGGUGCAGUGUGUUCGGAGUCUCUUAACUGUAGUUACCUGUCUCUGCUGGAGCACCUGGGGGUGGGAUCCAACAACUACAGCCUCUCAGCCACCCGCCCUGUCAGGGACUGGAGGACUCCCACCUACGCCACUGUAGACCUUUACCUCUACGUCAUCAUAGACGUGGAUGAGAAGUUCCAGAGCUUCACGACCGGAGUGCUGCUGACUGUUUUCUGGGUAAACGAGCUCCUCCGCUGGGACCCAAAGGACUUCUGUGGGAUCAGCGAGAUCAGUGUUCCCAAAGCCUACCUGUGGAGACCCGACUUCAUGAUCAUGGAGAGCAUUGAGAUGAAAGAGAGGAAUGUUGAGAGCACCCAAGUCAACCUGCUGUCAGCUGGCUACACCGUCUCUGGAGACAGCUACAAGCUCACCAGCACCUGCAAGAUGGAUCUCUACAAGUUCCCCUUCGACACACAGCGAUGCGAACUCACCGUCAUGUCCUUCCUGUACAAAAAUCACCAUCGCCAGGAUGCCCCAGCUGUACAUCAUUAACUUCCUGGUUCCCGUCUUGGUCUUCCUGGUUCUGGACCUGGUGUCCUUCUUCAUGAACGAGUCCAGAGGGGAGAAGCUGAGCUUCAA